Molecule: messenger RNA, 3201 nt
Organism: Saitoella complicata NRRL Y-17804
Lineage: Eukaryota; Fungi; Ascomycota; Saitoellomycetes; Saitoellales; Saitoellaceae
Product: P-loop containing nucleoside triphosphate hydrolase protein
Exons: 2
Coding region: 1-3201 (1066 amino acids)
Cellular component (GO): intracellular anatomical structure
Molecular function (GO): RNA binding; ATP binding
Source: RefSeq, a predicted model, not a curated record
AUGGCAACUCUGGACGAGGUAUUACCCUGCAGCAAAGACGAGCCACGCAUACGUGGUCUUGGUCACGGCCAAAGCAAACGUGAGGCAGCGGCUAACGCCUACCUUCACUUCAUUUACCAGAUGCAAGAGCUUGAUAUCCUGAAGGACUACCUUCAGGGCGGCGUAAAUGUUGUGGAUCCUAAGAAUCGGGACCAGAAUAACGAUGCUUUGCUGGAUGUCGCAAACUUCUUCGCUCGUUUCGACAGAGUGCCUAAACUGGAAACCGUGAAGGUUGAUACUAGGGAAGGAAAGCCGUGGAGUUGCACGCUCGAGCUACCUGAGCAAAAUAUCUGGGUUAGAGCUGUUGCUGAGAAAGCAAGCAAGGCUCAAAACGAUGCUUGUAUUAAGUUCAAGCGUGCAGCUGAACUGUGGCAUGCUCGAAAUGACGGUGAUGAAACGUUUGUCGUCAAAGACAUGUCACAUCCCUCUGCAGACACCGCAGGUGAUUUCCUUCGUUUUGCCUAUCGCCAGAGCGGUGGCGCGCCAAGUUUUGAUCUCCAACCCUCAAAAGUUGGUGUUACUGCAACUGUGAAAGACUCAUCUGGCGAAGUCCUCGGAUCUGCUUUUCAUAACAAAAAGCAAAUAGCAACUGAUCUUGCGCAGCUAUAUGCAGCAGUGUACUUGAAACAGAAGCACCCGCAAUAUUGGUCUGAGUUUAUCGUCAAGCUCGCUGAAGGAAAUGGUGAAGUGUUGUUGCCCAUUACCCCAGCGGAUAUGUCGAUCACCGACGAAGCCUGGCAUGCCAUGCAGAGAACUCUUCAGCAUGCGAGAUCUCUUGAGGCACGUGUGCAAUCUUUGCUUGACUCGUCCAGUCAGGAUCCUGAUAUAGGCCUAGACGGUACCAGAAGGAGACGAACUAAGCUUCUUCCUCGUGAGCAAUAUGCUUCAAAGUCCAAGUUCCUUCUUAACCGUCUGCAGGAAUUCGAGAAGGAUCCCAAAUACGAGGAACUCCGUCGCAAGAAGGCCGAGCUGCCGAUGUGCCAGAACAAGGAGGACGUCACCAAGAUCGUCCGCGAGAACUCUGCCUCUGUCGUGAUCGGUGCUACAGGUUCGGGAAAGACGACGCAGUUGCCUCAGCUCGUGCUUGACGAGUAUAUUCUCAAGGGAAGGGGAGCUGAAUGUAACAUCAUCUGUACGCAACCUCGGCGUAUCGCCGCCACCAGUGUCGCCGAACGUGUUGCAGUUGAACGUGGCGAAACUCUGGGACAAUCCGUCGGUUACCGUGUGCGUUUCAAGAAUGUUCCCGCGACGCACGGCGGUAGCAUCACCUACUGUACCACCGGUACCUUGUUGACUCAGCUUCAAUUCAGCGCCGACGAAACCCUUCAGGGUAUCUCGCAUAUCAUGAUUGACGAGGUCCACGAACGUGACAUCCAGAUCGAUUUCUUACUUGUUGUGCUCAAGCGUAUUACCAGAGCACGCAAAGCUGCCGGGAAAGACCCGAUCAAGAUCGUGCUUAUGUCUGCGACGAUUGAUCCAAAGCUCUUCUGCAAAUACUUUGGCGAGGAUUUCGAGUCGGGUGAAUGUCCGUCUAUCUCGAUUCCGGGACGUACGUUCCCUGUCACUCACCAUUACCUCGAAGAGCUUGAUGAGAGUAAGUAUCGCGUAUAUCUGCUUCACUCCGAAAUUCCUGAUGCGCAGGAGAAGGUCUUCGAGGAGGUGCCUCCUGACGUGAGGAAGAUUAUCCUGUCUACUAACGUCGCAGAGACCUCGAUAACUAUUCCAGACGUUGUGUACGUUCUGGACUCUGGUAAACAGCGUGAGAAGCAAUUUGAUCAAAUGUCGCGUCUCACUUCGUUGGCUUGCAACUGGGUGAGUAAGUCCAAUGCCCGUCAGCGUGCUGGACGUGCUGGUCGUGUGCAGAACGGUCACUAUUAUACACUCAUGUCUUCUGGUCGUUACGAGAAUAUGCCAACGCACCCGACACCUGAACUUCUACGAGUGGAUUUACAGGAACUUGCUCUGGAUAUCAAGUCGCUUGGUCUUGGCGAUGUCAAAUCUGUGCUCGAUGAAUGUAUUGAGUCACCACCGUCGUAUGCAGUCAAAGCUGCUUUGGAGCGCCUUACCUUUUUGCAGGCCCUUGACGAGGAUGAGAAUAUGACGCCUCUGGGUGUCAUGCUAUCGAAGCUUCCGGUCACGCCACAAAUCGGAAAAAUGGUCUUGCUCGGCACCAUUUUCCGAUGUCUGGACCCUAUGAUCGUUCUGGCAGCCUCUGAGGGCAAUCGGAACAUCUUCUUCAAGCCUGUUGGGACCACUUCACUACAGGCCCGCGCGGGUAAAGAGAAUAUAUGCCCCGGGCUAGCUUCGGAUCAUCUCGUUCUUGUUGAGGCUUUCCGUCGAGUGCGUCAGAUCAUACUGGAAAACGGGCCCGCAGCAGCCAGGGGCUGGGCCACAGCUAACAAUAUCCGUUUCGGCACUGUCAUGACGGUCUUGCGUGCUGCCGACCAGAUUAACGACGUUCUGGUCUCAGCUGGUCUUGUCCCCCGCCAAACAUGGGUAGAGAAGAAGAAAUCCAUCGUCUUUGGACCCGAGGAAUUGAACAAGAAUUCGCGGAACAAUAGCCUCAUUCGCGCACUCAUAUAUGCAGGGUUAUAUCCCAACGUUGCCAUGGCAGUUACUGACAAGUUACUCCGUACGCAGCACGAGAAUAAGGCUAUCAUCGCUAUGAGUUCUACGAAUUCCUUUUACAAGCGUGAGAAUCUAACUCCAGGGUCCGUGUACUGCUUCUCGGGAAAGAACAGGCCUGAGGGAGGCGACAAGAAACAGGGGCCUGUCCUAUCAGACACAACGAGAAUAUCACCUUUGGCAGCCAUUCUCUUCGGAGGCAACAUCUCAGUCAGCAGGGCAGUCAUCAAAAUUGAUGAUUGGUUACCUUUCUAUCUCGGCAGCCGGGAGGCCAGACACUUGUUAGCCGACUUCUCAUCCGGUCUUGAUGCGUUCUUGAUGCGAACUUUCGACCGAAUCAAGCCCAACGGAAAUGUCCUCGGAGAGUCGGAUUCGCCCAGCAGGAAGCAAUUCGAACCCACCGAUGUGACUGGCAUGUUGAAUGCUGACCCCAGUCGUGAUGUUUGGGUUGACGGCCUGGUUAAUGCUCUGGAGAAGGCUGACUGGUCCUACGAUGACCUGUCAUAUGCUGGCCGGAGUAGCAGGUGGGGCUUGUGA